This is a messenger RNA of Carassius gibelio (silver crucian carp), 1082 nucleotides long. Its product is annotated as 15-hydroxyprostaglandin dehydrogenase [NAD(+)]-like. Gene Ontology annotation, molecular function: oxidoreductase activity, acting on the CH-OH group of donors, NAD or NADP as acceptor. Bases 53 to 865 code for a protein of 270 amino acids. NCBI's taxonomy places the organism in Eukaryota, Metazoa, Chordata, Actinopteri, Cypriniformes, Cyprinidae. The transcript has 7 exons. Gene Ontology annotation, cellular component: cytoplasm. The record is from RefSeq and is a predicted model, not a curated record.
AUAACACCCGAGUAACGCUGUUUGAGUGACGGGUUAACGGGUGUGUGCUGUGAUGGAUCUGAAGGAGAAAGUGGCUGUAGUGACCGGAGCAGCUCAGGGUUUGGGCAGGAGCUUUGUCGAAAUACUCCUGAAAAACGGAGCGAAGGUGGCUUUAAUCGAUGUGAAUACAUCUCUGGGAGAGGAACUGAAGAGCACACUUGAUCAGGAACAUGGACGUGACCGGACUGAGUUCUACACGGCUGACGUCUCAUCAGAGGAAGACUUCAAAGGAGUCAUGGGAAAAAUUAUUGAAACAUUUGGCCGCAUAGACAUUUUUUGCAACAACGCAGGGAUCAUCAAUGAAAAGCACUGGGAAAAGACUAUAGCAAUCAACCUGGGUGGAGUGGUCAGAGGAACGUAUCUCGCUCUAGAACAUAUGAAGAAGGAAAACAGUGGUAAUGGAGGAGUCAUUGUCAACAUCUCAUCUAUGGCAGGUCUGGGGCCUUUGCCGAUGGCACCCAUCUACACAGCAACUAAACACGGCGUGGUGGGAUUCAGUCGUGCCAUGGCAGCCGUUUCCAAGCUGUCUAACUAUGGGGUGAGGAUCAACAUUCUCUGUCCGUGGUUUGUGAAGACCAGUUUUCUGUCCGUCAUGAGUUCAGAAGAGCAUACUGGAAGCUUCUUUCCCCUGAAGGGUUUAGCAGACGUGAUGAUGGAGAGUCGCGGCUAUCUGGAGGCGGAUGUUGUUGCCAAGGCCUUUCUUGUUCUUGUGAAAGAUGAGAGUAAGAAUGGAGAUGUUCUGAUGAUUGAUCCCGAGGGGGCAGCUUUUGUCUCUUUCCCCGAACAGGGCAAGAACAUGCCAUGCACUCCGGUCAGUCUCCAGUAGCCAAUCAGCUUCAUCCUCAUCCGCUGACGGCGUUCCUGUCUGAGCAUCCGUGUGUGUGGACGGAUAUGGGUUUGGGAUUCAAGGAUUCAUCAGACAUCUUAAAAUAAGUUUUUAAAGAAAAUCCAACCAAACCCUGGAGAUCUAGACACGACGUCAACCUGAGAGCUUCCACAAAGAAUGGCUUCAUAUAAAGAUAUUAAGACAGAAUAAAGAUUAA